AUUAGCGGCACCAUAGUCUGCAAAUGACACGUUCGUUCCAGAGAAAAACAGAGAUAAGAGAAACAUGACUGAUCCCAUCGUUCACACUCAGCAGAUUCGGUUUCUUUCUUUCUCCCCAAUCUAAUCCCAUCUUCAUUUCAGUUUCAAUUUUAAUUCAAUUGCAUUUGCAUUUGCAUUUGAUUUCCCCACAAUGUCGAACCCGAAAGAAUUCACGGUGCCCCCAGUGAUUUUCCCCUCAGGCGGAAACCCAGGACCCUCAGGCACAGUCCAACGGCGUCCAACGGCGCCGUUUCAGCCCCGAGGCAACGCGAACCCAAUCCCCUUCAUGUCCUUCGAAAUAGGCGCCGCAACGACGUCGUUUCCCGCGCCACACUUCACUCCUACACCCUCCUCCUCCAACUUCGACGACGAGCCCCCACUCCUGGAAGAACUCGGCAUCAACACCAAACAAAUCUGGAACAAAACGACAUCGAUCCUCAACCCCCUUCGCGUCGCAAAUCCCAACAACCUCCACGACGACGCCGAUCUCUCUGGACCCGUGCUUUUAGUGAUGUCGUUUGGGCUUUUCCAACUCCUCGCGGGGAAGAUCCACUUCGGAAUCAUUCUCGGGUGGGUCACCGUUUCGGCGUUGUUCCUCUACGUUGUGUUUAACAUGCUGGCGGGGCGUAACGGCACGUUGGAUCUGUACCGUUGCGUGAGUCUCAUUGGGUAUUGCAUGUUGCCCAUGGUUAUGCUUUCCGCGCUUUCGCUGUUUCUUCCGCAAGGUGGGUUAGCUAUCUCUGUUGUUGCUGUCGUUUUCGUUGUGUGGUCCACUAGGGCUUGCACUUCGCUCCUCGUGCAAGUCGCUCGCUGGGAUGAACACCCUGGACUCGUUGCCUAUGUUUGCUUCCUCAUUUAUACCUUGUUCUCGCUUCUCGUUGUCUUUUGAAUUUCUAUUCUUAAUUUUUUUGUAGAAUAAUGAAUUGGAGAAAAACAUCAAUUUUAUUUGAGAUUGAUUGAUUGAUUCUAUUUCGAAAUCGCCAUUUCUGAUUGAGACUAAAUUUGCUUUCUCAGAAAUAUAAUUAGGGGCCGAAUUGAUCGAUGAUGUGGGUUUUAGGAAUUAAAUUGAUGUUUUACUCAACUUUAUAGUUAGUGACUAGUGUGUGUCGUUAGUUUGAUUCAUCACAUUGAGCCCGCCCUAUUUUACAGUCAAAAGGUUAGCAACAUUAGGCUUCUAUAUUCAUGGGAAUGAAUGGCUUGUGAUUCAAAGGGGAAAUUCAGCCUUUUUUUAACUGUAUCAUUCUUUCAGAUUUUGGUCAGUAUCUCAUCAAUGAAAAUUCUUUUUCAUAUUUUGUCAGCUGAAAUAACAAGUCCUUUUCUGCGCUCUGUUAUGAUUAUGUGUUGGUGGUGUUCUUGCAUAUUGUGGAUAUUCAUAUGCUGUAAUCCGUGUUGUACACCAAUGAUGAUUACAGCAAGGGAUGCCAAAUUUUGAUGAUGAAUACUGCAUUCUGGGCAUCUUAACAACACGUUAUCAUGAAUAUUUAUCGUACUAAUUAACAGUUCGGCCACUAGGCAAUGUCUGUCAAACUAAAGCAUUCUAGAUUAGCAGGAAAUAUCUCAAGCCUUCAAAAUUUAACUUUGGGGCAUGCUUAUUAUCGUACUAAUAUA
Abrus precatorius (Indian licorice) is the source of this 1647-nucleotide messenger RNA. RefSeq names its product protein YIPF5 homolog. Lineage: Eukaryota; Viridiplantae; Streptophyta; Magnoliopsida; Fabales; Fabaceae. Gene Ontology annotation, biological process: vesicle fusion with Golgi apparatus; endoplasmic reticulum to Golgi vesicle-mediated transport. Bases 191 to 928 code for a protein of 245 amino acids. Gene Ontology annotation, cellular component: trans-Golgi network; membrane. The record is from RefSeq and is a predicted model, not a curated record. The transcript has a single exon.